Molecule: messenger RNA, 1970 nt
Organism: Tripterygium wilfordii
Lineage: Eukaryota; Viridiplantae; Streptophyta; Magnoliopsida; Celastrales; Celastraceae
Exons: 10
Coding region: 153-1781 (542 amino acids)
Biological process (GO): protein ubiquitination
Cellular component (GO): Cul4A-RING E3 ubiquitin ligase complex
Source: RefSeq, a predicted model, not a curated record
ACUCUAGCGCGCGGUAGACAGACGGAGAGAAUUGGUGAAGCAAAUUGUUUAUAGAGUUUCGCCGCGGAGUUUAUUUCAAUGGCGGGUUCAUGUGAAUCGUGAACGCAUUACUUUACUACAAUCUUAAGAGGAGCCUGGGCACACACAGAGAGAUGGAAGAUCAGAGGAUAACAGAGGCGGAGAGGCAACAGAUCGAGCAUAUUCGAGAGCUCGAUUUUGAGGAAUUGCAGGUUGAGGAAGUCGAUGAAGACUCCUCCGAUGACCACCUUGAUGCGAAUGGUGUUGCCUCCUUGAAUGAGUUUACGUUCAACACUUGUCUGGCUUCUUUGCAUACGUAUCUUGGUGAGGUUGAUGAUACUCACAACAGAGUGGCUUUUUUGGAUGGAGGUGCCGUUUUGAACCUCCCACUGUUCUAUCUUGAAGGAGUUGUUCUUUUCCCAGAGGCCACUCUACCUUUAAGAGUCAUUCAGCCCAAUUUUAUAUCUGUUGUCGAGAGGGCGUUGGCACAAGUUCAUGCACCUUACACCAUAGGCGUUGUUCACGUUUACAGGGAUCUUGAUAAUAGACGAAUACGGUUUGCAUCAAUUGGGACAACUGCAGAAAUUCGGCAGUACCGGCGAUUGGAGGAUGGGUCCAUGAAUGUUGUUACUCGUGGUCAACAGCGUUUCCAUCUAAAGCGCCGAUGGAUUGAUAUUGAAGGAGUGCCAUGUGGUGAGGUUCAAAUUAUCCAAGAAGAUCUACCAUUAAGAAUUCCUCGGGAUGCAUGCGGAAAAGUGCCACCAUCAUCUAAACUGCAUGGUCGUGGACCCUUAUGCCGGCUGCCUUUAAAUGCCACAUCACACAGCCAUGGAGAUGGGGACAAUGAUUCAGAGGCAAACUCAGAGGAAAGCUUUGAGAAUGAGCUUUCACUAGCAGAGAGGAGAAUUCACAAAUCUGCAUUUGAUCCCUGUUAUGGGUAUGACCCAAUGGAUGAAUCCACAAGUAGCGAUGAUGACAAGUCUGCAUGUCAAUCCGAGAUCCGGUCUAGAUGUUCCCCCCAAAGUGACUCAAACUCCGUAGAAUCUUUGCAUUUAUAUGACAAUAAAGAAAUAAAACAUGCUGCUGUAGAGAUUGGGAAUAGUUCCGGAUCAGCAAGGCCCUCUUGGAGAGGGGAUGGGUUAAGAAGGUCUUGGAGAAAAACUGAUCUCACCCAGUUCCAUUCAGUUACAAGAGCCUUUUGGCCAUAUUGGGUGUAUCGUAUGUAUGACUCCUAUUGUCUUGCUCAGAAAACUGCAGAUAUGUGGAAACAGAUAGUUGGAACGCCUAGCAUGGAUGCCCUUGUGAAGAAGCCUGAUCUUUUAUCAUUUUAUAUUGCCAGCAAAAUCCCUGUAUCUGAAUCUACAAGACAGGAGCUUCUGGAGAUUGACGGCAUUUCAUAUAGGUUGCAGAGAGAAAUCGAGUUACUCAAGAAUUUUGAUCUUAUUCGAUGUAGAACUUGUCAGACUGUGAUUGCAAAGCGAAGUGAUAUGUUGGUGAUGUCUACCGAUGGUCCUCUUGGUGCCUACGUGAACCCAAAUGGUUAUGUGCAUGAGAUAAUGACUCUUUACAGAGCAAAUGGCUUAGCACUCUGGGGCCAUCCGCAAACUGAGUACAGCUGGUUUCCUGGUUAUGCUUGGACAAUCACAAACUGUGCCACUUGCGAAACCCAAAUGGGAUGGCUAUUUACAGCCACAAAGAAGAAUUUGAAGCCGAAAUCGUUUUGGGGCAUACAGAGUGCCCAGGUUGCAGAUGGUGUGCAUUAAAAAAAGUAUGUUUCAACUGUCUUUUAGAUCUCUGUCAUUCUCCUUGUGAUGAGCUUAUUUUGUAUGUAUGGCACGUAUAUCACUUGCAUCAUACAGGUCCUAUAACCUUAUAUCAUCUUAAUAGGUCAUAUGUCAGUGUUGCAACAGGUUGAAAGAAUUAUUUACAUACUUAUUGGUUUAUUUUCAGCA